UGUAGUUAUUCCAGUUGCUAGGAGACGGAAAACCGGAAAAGGAAAUGCCAUUCGCAACUUCCGGCAGAGGCCGCCAUGGCAGCUAGCGAGGAGGUGCUCGCUCUGAAGGCUGAAGUUGCCCUCCGUGAGAAGGAGCUGAGUUCCUUGAAGCAGAAGUUGGCGGCGGCUCUUUUGGCGGAGCAGGAAUCUGUGCCGGUGUCGCCGCUUCCGCCAAAGGCCGCUCUGUCCCGAGAGGAGAUUCUGCGCUACAGCCGGCAGCUCGUGCUGCCCGAGUUGGGAGUGCGCGGACAGCUGCGCCUGGCGACCGCGUCGGUGCUGGUCGUGGGCUGUGGUGGGCUCGGCUGCCCACUGGCGCAGUACCUGGCAGCGGCCGGCGUGGGCCGCAUCGGCCUGGUGGACUACGACGUCGUCGAGAUGAGCAACCUGGCCCGCCAGGUGCUGCAUGGUGAGGCGCUGGCUGGCCAGGCCAAGGCUUUUUCCGCAGCCGCCUCGCUGCGCCGUCUGAACUCUGCGGUGGAGUGCGUGCCCUAUGCUCAGGCCCUCACGCCAGCCACAGCCUUAGAUCUGGUCCGCCGGUACGACGUGGUGGCCGACUGUUCGGACAAUGUGCCUACUCGCUACCUAGUUAACGACGCCUGUGUGUUGGCGGGCCGGCCCCUCGUGUCGGCCAGCGCCCUGCGCUUCGAGGGCCAGCUUACAGUCUACCACUAUGACGGCGGGCCUUGCUAUCGCUGUGUCUUUCCCCAGCCACCCCCAGUGGAGACGGUGACCAACUGCGCAGAUGGUGGGGUGCUCGGGGUGGUAACCGGGGUGCUGGGCUGCCUGCAAGCGCUGGAAGUGCUGAAGAUCGCCGCCCGCCUGGGCCCGUCGUACAGUGGCAGCCUGUUGCUCUUCGAUGCCCUCGGAGGGUAUUUCCGCUCCAUUCAGCUGCGGAAGCGCAGGCCCGACUGUGCAGCUUGUGGGGAGCAGCCCACUGUCACCGACCUGCAGGACUACGAAGCCUUCUGUGGCUCCUCAGCCACCGAUAAGUGUCGCUCCCUGCAGUUGCUGAGCCCAAAGGAACGCGUUUCUGUCACUGACUAUCAGCGACUUCUGGAUUCUGGGACGCCCCAUCUGCUGCUGGAUGUAAGGCCUCAAGUGGAGGUGGACAUCUGUCACUUGCCUCAUGCCCUGCACAUCCCCCUCAAGCAUUUAGAACGGAGGGAUGCCAAGGGCCUGAAGCUCCUCGGGGAAGCCAUCCGAGAAAGGAAGCCAGGCACGCAGGAAGGGGCAGCUCUCCCCGUCUAUGUGAUUUGCAAGCUGGGAAACGACUCCCAGAAAGCUGUGAAGAUCCUGCAGGCCCUAACGGAGGCCCACGAGCUAGACGCGCUAACCGUGCAGGAUGUUGUUGGGGGGCUCAUGGCGUGGGCUGCCAAGAUCGAUGAGACAUUUCCACAGUACUGAGAUGGCAGGCUUUGGCAGACUUGGGAUACUAUGAAUUGCCAUGAUACCUCAAAGAUGUAUUUAUUUGCAUUCUUCUAUCGUGUGUGGAGGAGGCUGGGAUUCUACAAUUUUUGUAAAUACUCUGGGUCCUGUUUUUAUGAAGGGCUUUUUAAUGGGGCUCAUUUGGCUGACUUUUUCCUCUACAGGAGUUAAGAGUACUGUUUCUGAGAUACCCCACCCCCAUCCCCUACUGUUUGCAUCAUUUGGAGGGUGUCAUGAGUCGUUGCUUGUAAUAUAAGGGACAGGAUUUUGUACUUGAACCAGCAGAUCAUUCACUUAUUCACCUACUGUUGUUUACCCCAAGGGCUCUCUAAGUGGUCCAUUGUAGGGCUGGAACUGGAGUGUACAGGCUGACACUUAGCAAACCAAGCACUGGUUGGUUGUUGUUUAGUAAGCUAUUUGGGUGUGGUUUCUUCUAGAAUUUUUGAAACAAACACUUUAAUAUAUAAAAUUUUUUAAUUAUUUGAGAAGCAUCAUACAGUUAACCAUUUUGAAUAGUCCAAGACCUAACCUCUCAUGCUCAGUUUUUAAUAAUAUGAGCAAAAUUAAAAGUAGACAUUUAAUACACGAGUCUGUAUCAGUAGCAAUUUGAAAAUCUUAUGCCCUGCCAAAAGGGGGUUUCUAGUCUCUGACUGAUUGUUGCCAACACCCGUUGCCAUCAGGUUAUCUGUUUUGUUUUUUCCUGCAAGAGAAGGCAGGAAUUAGAUGUAAAUGUGAAAUCUUUGCAGGCUAGAUAUAUCUUGCUGGUGACAAAUUUGCAACUUCUGGAAUGGCCUCUCAUAAAAAGAUUUUGUUCAAGGAGCAACUUCAAGAUUAGAAUAGUCAUCACCUUUUUACUGGGAAACAACAGCGUGCACAAAUAUGCUGCUGUAGGAAAAGGGGAACAGGGUCUGACUGCUUCUCUUCAAAUACAUGACUGGAUCUUGGAGGGGAGAGCACGGUUGGCUGGCCCACGUUGGGCUGCCCCUUAGGUUUUACGGACAUGGCUGCUUCUGCCUUCCCAUCUCGACCUGCAAUGGAUGCUUUCCCAGGAAGCCCACCACUCAUGACUGUCCUUUGAGGGAGAAAGGAGGACCAGGGAAACCCUGAUUUCCUGUCUUCUGAAUCGGAGUCGGCUACAGUGUGUCUGACAGAGUCUGAUGGUGCCUGCACCCUUGCUGUAAGGGAGUCUGGGGACUUUACAGGAGGCGGGCAGGGCUCGGAUGUGACAUUCUCAUAAACAGCUCAAGAAUAUGACCUACCGGUUCCACCACCCAACCCCUUUGUUGUUUGAAAUUUCACUUUCCCAGGGGACUUGGGUUAGAAUGUGGUAUGGACAGUGGUACCAAAGCUUUCAAUGUUUUAAGAAAACAUUUGGCUUUUUUUCUUCUUUCCCAAAUCGGUUGUGUUAAAAAAUGAAUUCAAACAUUCUGAGGUCUCCCAAAUGAAACACACAAUAGGGUGAUUGACGCCUUUUGGCUUAAGUGGAGAGGAUGUGUGAAUCUGAUAUAUAAGCCCCGUCCCUCCACCCAAUUCAAUAAAAACUGCAUUAAGAGAAGAAAAGAUCGAUGUGCUGGGUCUUUUAAAAGUAGUGGACAUAAGUGUUGGGGAAGCCCAAAGCAGCUUUGAAAAUUUGCGGUUGUGUUUUUCAUUUGUACUGUAUUUAUGAGCUAAUCGCCUCAGUUAAAAUAUAAAGAAAAGUGUCUGUUUUUCCCCCAUUUUAAUGUCAUCUAAAUUGAUAGACUAAUAUUUUUACAAAACUGAAGGUGCUACAUGUACUUUCAAGCCUUUGUCAGAUUUGAUGAAUGGGCUGUACAGAAUUUUGAAUGGAAUUUCUUACGUAGCUGCAUGAUAAAUAAUCAGGGUGUAACUCAAAAAACCAA
This is a messenger RNA of Echinops telfairi (small Madagascar hedgehog), 3344 nucleotides long. RefSeq names its product molybdenum cofactor synthesis 3 (gene MOCS3). The transcript has a single exon. Gene Ontology annotation, molecular function: adenylyltransferase activity; URM1 activating enzyme activity; thiosulfate-cyanide sulfurtransferase activity. Gene Ontology annotation, biological process: protein urmylation; tRNA wobble position uridine thiolation. The record is from RefSeq and is a predicted model, not a curated record. Lineage: Eukaryota; Metazoa; Chordata; Mammalia; Afrosoricida; Tenrecidae. Gene Ontology annotation, cellular component: cytoplasm; cytosol. The coding region runs from base 76 to 1443 and encodes 455 amino acids.